CCCGGUCACUAGGAGUGCCGCUUUUGGAUGAGCAUUUUCUUGUUUGCCUUUAUACAGCUCGUUGAGUGCGGUCUCAGUGCCAGCAUCGAUUUGUGUUGGUAAAUAGAYGGCUACAAAUAAUAUAGAUGAGAACUCUUGGUAGGUAGUGUGGUCUACAGCUUAUGAGGUAUUCUACCUCAGGCAAGUAAUACCUCGAGACUUUGUUAAUGUUAGACAUCACACACCAGCAGAUAGACACACCCCCGCCCCUCAUAUUACCAGGCGUAGCUGCUCUGUCCUGGCGAUGCACGGAGAAGCCAGCCAGCUUUAUAUUAUGCAUGUCGUCAUUCAGCCACGUCUCGGUGAAACUUAAGAUACAGUUAAUGUCCCGAUGGUAGGAUAGUCUUAAUCAUAGAUCGUCCAGUUUGUUUUCAAAUGAUUGCACAUUGGCCAAUAAUACGGAGGGUAGUGGUGGUUUACCUACUCUCGGCAAAUUCUUACAAGACACCCCACCCUCCCCCUUUUCCUCAAUCUUUUCUUCACGUGGUCGACAAGAUUUAGGCCUUGUCGACAAAGCAGUUAAUUCUUCGKGUCGGACACAUUGAAGAAAAAAUCUUUCUCCAGGUCGAGGUGAGUAAACGCUGUUCUGAUGUCCAGAAGCUCUUUUCGGUCAUAGACGGUAGCAGCAACAUUAUGUACAAAAUUAGUUGCGAAAAAAACUAACAAAAUAACAGUUGGUUAGGAGCCUGUAAAAACAGCAGCCAUCCCCUCUGGCACCAUUAUCACUUUUACCAGUAUUUACCUGUAAUAAUGGAUUUAAUGCUUUUGACCAAUUUACCAUUUUGUAGUCUUCUGGAUAGUUUACCUGAAGGUGUGAGAGCUGGGGGAGCAGAAGGCCAGCUGUGAGGGCCUAGUGAGGCAGGGCCGGCAGGCUGUGUAACAGUACUUCCAUGGGCUGGAGCUUGUGCUUGCCAGGAAUAGAGGCUUUCAUGGGGGCCCUGGACACCGCACACGUGGAGGUGUUUCUGGCCUAUGACCCACUCAUUGAGGCUGGAGCUGCAGGAGGAGCAGCUGGACCUGUUGUCUCUGGGCUCGGCCGUGGAGGACGAAGACUCUCCCCUGGUCUUACUGGAUAAGUUCUACCUGUUCUGGGAGGUGGAGGCGCUGGUAAAUCCAACCCUGCCCAAAUCCCUCUCCAUCACCCUUGUGCUGCUGAGCACCAUCGAAGGGCUGGUGGAAGAGCCGGUGCCUUGGUUCUUCUGCUGUGCCAAGCCCACCAUUCUGAUGACGGUUCUUAGGCCAGAGGCAGGGAGUCACCCUGGAGGCUGGGCCCAUGAUCUGUUGCUGCAGCUCCAGCCCACUCCCCCUGUGGUGCUCCUGCUGGCUGUGUGGGUGAAUCCUGUUGGGGGAGCAUCUCUGGGCUUCUCCCUGCUGUCCAAGCUCAGUCAGAUGGUACACGGCCUAAGUAGCAAACUGAUCGCCUCACUAUGGAAGACAGCAGGCUUCCUGUAUGCACAGACAGUGGAGGUGCAGCUCUUCUCCACACUGGGGGAGAACACCUACCAACAGCUGGCAUCCUUCAAGCUCAUGACAGAAAGACAGGUCUUCACUUCAGGAAGGACCCAAGCACCUGGUGAUGUAAGGUUACACUCCUUUGGUAUAGAAUUAAUGCUAAUUGUGCCUAGUGAUUAGAGCUUUCCUGAUGCAGCAGGAUACAGUUGACAGAAAACACAGGCGUUACUUCUGGAACUAACCCUGACCCCAGCUAAAGCUCAAAGGAAGAUACUGCCUCAUGUACCACAAAGUGAAAACCAAACUUUUCAAUCCCAAAAUGCAUUCAGCAGAUUGGAAGCUGUUAUAUUUCACCAUAAGCAUUAAAAGUACAGCUUUUUCAAAGACAUUCUAUAACUCUACAUGUAGUAUACUGUAAUAAAUAAUACUAUAGGACUGACAUUUAACUCCAGCUAUUUAACAGUCACCAGAAAAGCCUUCUGUUAAAUCAAGUCAACUACAAUGUGUACAUCAAAAUAUUUCUUACAAUAAUCUCGUGAUACCUCAAUUAAAUGGCAAGACAGGAUGAGUGGUUUGUGUGUUGCUCCAGAGAUAUCCCAAUUGUAGUGCACUUACAGUUGAAGUCAGAAGUUUACAUACACCUUAGCCAAAUACAUUUAAACUCAGUUAUUCACAAUUCCUGACA
Messenger RNA from Salvelinus sp. IW2-2015, 2176 nucleotides. NCBI's taxonomy places the organism in Eukaryota, Metazoa, Chordata, Actinopteri, Salmoniformes, Salmonidae. The record is from RefSeq and is a predicted model, not a curated record.